Messenger RNA from Arachis ipaensis, 1127 nucleotides. Its product is annotated as nascent polypeptide-associated complex subunit alpha-like protein. Lineage: Eukaryota; Viridiplantae; Streptophyta; Magnoliopsida; Fabales; Fabaceae. The record is from RefSeq and is a predicted model, not a curated record. Gene Ontology annotation, cellular component: nascent polypeptide-associated complex.
CAAAUGUUAAUGUUCAUUUACUCGCGAGAGGUAUAAAUUGUUAAAUCCCACAGUUCUAGGGUUUUAAGGUUGUUGCUGUGUCAGCUUUCGUGCUCGUGCUUGUUGUGUUGGAUCUACUGUCACCAAAAGACGAUUCAUUUGAUUUGAUAUAGCCAUGACUGCUCAGACCCAAGAAGAGCUUCUAGCUGAGCACCUCGAGCAGCAGAAGAUCCAUCAUGAUGAACCUGUAGUUGAAGAUGAUGAAGAUGAUGAGGAUGACGAUGAUGAAGAUGACGAGGAUGAUGACAUUGCUGAAGGACAUGAAGGUGAUGUUGGUAGGUCCAAGCAGACACGGAGUGAAAAGAAGAGUCGCAAGGCAAUGCUCAAACUUGGAAUGAAACCUGUUACAGGUGUCAGCCGGGUGACAGUGAAAAAGAGCAAGAAUAUCCUAUUCGUUAUCUCAAAACCAGAUGUUUUCAAAAGCCCAACAUCCGACACAUACAUCAUAUUCGGGGAGGCCAAGAUUGAAGACUUGAGCUCACAGCUACAAACUCAGGCAGCAGAGCAGUUCAAGGCCCCCAAUUUGGCUAAUGCAGGACCGAAACCUGAAUCUUCUAGUGUUGCCCAAGAUGACGAGGAUGUGGAUGAGACGGGAGUAGAUCCCAAGGACAUAGAGUUGGUGAUGACUCAAGCUGGAGUGUCAAGAUCAAGAGCUGUUAAAGCUCUCAAAGCUGCAAAUGGCGAUAUCGUUGCGGCCAUUAUGGAGCUAACUACUUGAUGGAUGGGCAGAUUCUGUAGAAUUUUGGAUGGAUCUACUUUUGGUCCCUUUGCUCGAGUUGGCGAGGGAAAUAAUUGAAUAUGUUUCCCAUGCAUAUAUGAAUCCUUCAUUUAUACUAUGAGGGAACAGAAUGUCAGAAUCCAAAUUAGUAGUUGACUCUUGACUCAUGGCAAUUUUUGUCUUGCCUUGCAUUGGUGGUUGGAACCAGAUCAAAAUUUCUAGUUAGGCUGCAGCAAGCUCUGGAAAAAAAAAAUGAUUUUAGUUUUAGUUAUAUUUUUUUAAGGGGUAAGGUUUGGACUAAAUUCUAAUUUAGUCACUAAUGUUUCAAAUAUUCUAUUUUAAUCCUGAAAACUUUCAAACGUUUAAUUUC